This is a messenger RNA of Solanum stenotomum, 456 nucleotides long. RefSeq lists its product as uncharacterized. The transcript has a single exon. The annotation marks the transcript as partial. The record is from RefSeq and is a predicted model, not a curated record. NCBI's taxonomy places the organism in Eukaryota, Viridiplantae, Streptophyta, Magnoliopsida, Solanales, Solanaceae.
AUGAGAAGUGAGAAUGAACCCACGUUGUAUGUAAAGAGUAAAGGUAAUGAUUUCAUCAUUGUUUGCCUUUACGUUGAUGAUAUCAUUUAUACUAGCUCUUCUAUUUCUCUUGUGGAUGAAUUCAAGUCUCAAAUGAAGAAUGAGUUUGAGAUGUCGGAUAUAGGUUUAUUACAUUAUUUUCUUGGCCUUGAAGUCCAUCAAGCUGAAGAUGGAAUAUUUCUGUCACAAAGGAAAUAUGCUAGGGACCUGCUCAUUAAAUUUGGUCUACUUAAUUGCAAGCCUGCAACUACACCUAUGAAUGUUGGUGAAAAAUUGCAGCUUAAUGAUAGAGCAGAGAUAGAUGAUGCUAGAAGUUUCAGAAGCCUGGUUGGAGGUUUGAUUUACCUAACUCACUCUCGUCCCGAUAUUGCAUUCUCUGUUGGUGUCGUUUCCAGGUUCAUGCAACAACCUUCAAAG